Messenger RNA from Crotalus tigris (Tiger rattlesnake), 2312 nucleotides. Its product is annotated as zinc finger protein 397-like. Gene Ontology annotation, biological process: regulation of transcription by RNA polymerase II. The record is from RefSeq and is a predicted model, not a curated record. The transcript has 4 exons. Gene Ontology annotation, molecular function: DNA-binding transcription factor activity, RNA polymerase II-specific; RNA polymerase II cis-regulatory region sequence-specific DNA binding. NCBI's taxonomy places the organism in Eukaryota, Metazoa, Chordata, Lepidosauria, Squamata, Viperidae. The coding region runs from base 385 to 2175 and encodes 596 amino acids.
GGUGGGAAUCUCACUUUUGAAUAGAAGUCCUGAAUCUUCUUAGCUUUGGCGACACUUUUAUCCUCUAUGGAAGCUUAGAGGGCGGAGGCAGUGCAGUGCAGGGAGAAGUGAGUGACUGAAAACGGGGGAACGUUGUGGCUGGAGAAGAACGAGAAGUAUUCCAAGAGAGGCUAUUAGAAAGAAAAACGGAGGCGACUGGAGAGAAAAUGCUGCUGGGGUGGAACGGGAAGAAACACUGCAGAGAAGAGUGGCCAUCUAGGAAAGUUGUUUAGAGAACCUCGUGUUAUUCCCCAGCCGACUGAUCGGUGCCACCUUUAGAAGAAGUGCUGGGAGACUAGAAGACAAGACGGUUGGAAGAAAAAGAUAGCAUCCUGUUUUUCCAAGAUGGAUGAGCAGGAAGCCACAGGACCUGGUGCUUGGGAAAGGAUGGAGGGUCUUCCCAAAGCCCCAGUGGCUGCACAGAUGAGUGGCUCUGAAGAGCUUCUGAUGGAGGCCCCAUCACAUCAUGUGAAGCAGGAACCCACCGAAGGUUUGCAAGACCUCUGGGAGACCCAAUGGCAGGAGUUCCUCAGGACCCUGCAGGCACCAGACUUGGAGUGUGGGACUUCUCAGAUGUCCGAACGGUUCAGUCCCUGGGAAGAUGCCAGAGCUUUCUUGGCCUCCUUUGAACAAGUGGCAACUGCUUGCCGAUGGCCUCGGGACAAGUGGGUGACCUUUCUCCGGCCAGCCCUGAGCGGAGAGGCCGAGCAAGCCUUCAGCGGCCUCCAUGCUCAAGAGAAGGCAAACUACGAGAAGGUGAAGGCAGCCAUCUUGGAAGAAGAGGCCGCCGCCCGGGAGAAACAGCGCCAGCAUUUCCGGCAGCUCCGCUACCAGGAUAUGGAAGGGCCGAGAGGCAUUUAUGGGCAACUACGAGCGCUCGGCUGCCGGUGGCUGAAAAUCGAGAGACACACCAAGGAUGAGAUCUUGGAACUGCUGGUCCUGGAGCAGUUUCUCAGCAUCCUGCCGACGGACAUGCAAAUUUGGGUCAGGGAACGGAAACCUGGCAGUUGCACCCAGGCGGUGGCCAUGGCUGAGGACUUCCUGUUGAAGCAGGAAGAGGCUGAGAAACUGGAACCAAAGGUGCCACCUUCAGAGGAGGCUAUGGAACCUUCUGAGACAGGACAAGCUCUGGAUUACUGGGCUGCCCAGCUCAGCAGAGACAGCAAGGAAGGCGAGAGCAAGGAGGCAACAUGGCUGAGUGAUGAGCAGGUGUGGGGGAAAGAGACGAACUCCAUUCAUCCCAAAGGACAAGAACAAGCAGAUCCCAAGGAUGUUUCUCUGGAAACCAACAAGGAUUUCCAAUAUUGUAAGAACGGUGCAACCUUCGACGAUCCGAGCGAAAGUGGGAAUGUGCCAGAAAUGGGUCAUGAAAAGAGGGUGGACCCCUCUAUUUUCUGUGUUGAUGAUCUGGACGGUGCUCCAGAACAGCAGAGGUUCCUGGGCGACGAGGUACAGCACACCAAAUUGGACCACAGAGGGAACUUUGGACAAAGCUCGGAUCUUCUCCCACAUCACAGUACAGAUAUGGCCGAGAAGUCAUAUCCGUCUUCACAGGCCAGUAGCAGCUUGAUGUCAACCCAGGUCUUUAUAACCCAGCGGGGUGUUUACACGGGUCUGGGAAGCACAAAAUGCCCCCACUGCGAUCAGUGCUUCAACUCUGCUUCAAGUUUGAAGGAGCAUUUGAGCAUCCAUGGUGGAGAGUCUUCGUUUAACUGCCGUUAUUGUGGAAAAAACUUUGGAUCCCGUUCAAUCUUACGAGAGCAUCUCCGAGCGCACGCGGGAGAGAGGCCGUACCGAUGCCCGGACUGCGGAAAGAGUUUCAACAAGAAACACUACUUGACCAUCCACGAGAGGCUGCACAGCGGAGAGAAACCGUACAAAUGCGUUCACUGCGGAAAAAGCUUUCCGGAAAGAUCCCGGCUUCUCAUCCACGAGCGGAUCCACACGGGCGAAAAUCCCUUUGUUUGCUUCGAGUGCGGGAAGGGCUUCAACCAGAAGGGGAAUCUCAUGACUCACAUAAGGCUGCAUACGGGAGAAAAACCCUACAAAUGUGCUCUCUGCGAGAAGCGGUUCAGUCAAAAGGCAGGCCUUAGUGCUCACGAGAAAACCCACGUAGGUCUGAAAAGAACAUUUUAAUACAGGCCGCUGAGCCUGGUGCCUCAAGUGGAUGAAACUUGGUUUGGAGCUGGGGUAGGCCACCUUGGCUCUUUUAUGACUUGCGGACUUCAACUCCCAGAAUUCCUGAGUCAGCCAUGCUGGGGGGAAAGGGAGAG